UUUGAUAAUUCUUAUAUGUCAAAUUAUUAAAAUCGAUAACACAUUAUUAUUAUUUCGAUAAUUUAUGGUCUCUUUUCGUGUGGACCUCAAGAGAAAUGGCUGCACAUAAAACAUUUAAAAUUAAGCAAAAGCUUGCUAAGAAAUUAAAGCAAAAUAGAUCUGUUCCACAGUGGGUUCGCCUACGUACUGGAAACACCAUCAGAUACAAUGCUAAGCGCCGUCACUGGAGACGUACCAAGUUGAAGUUGUAAAUAUUUCACUUACAACGGUUCCAGACUUUAAAACUACAAAUGAUGGAUGUAAUCUGUACUUUUAGUAAAUAAAACAAACUGAAAAUAACA
This is a messenger RNA of Teleopsis dalmanni, 341 nucleotides long. RefSeq names its product 60S ribosomal protein L39. Gene Ontology annotation, cellular component: ribosome; cytosolic large ribosomal subunit. Gene Ontology annotation, biological process: translation. Lineage: Eukaryota; Metazoa; Arthropoda; Insecta; Diptera; Diopsidae. The record is from RefSeq and is a predicted model, not a curated record. The coding region runs from base 96 to 251 and encodes 51 amino acids. Gene Ontology annotation, molecular function: structural constituent of ribosome. The transcript has 3 exons.